This is a messenger RNA of Sinocyclocheilus grahami, 1305 nucleotides long. RefSeq names its product forkhead box protein M1-like. Gene Ontology annotation, cellular component: nucleus. Gene Ontology annotation, molecular function: DNA-binding transcription factor activity; RNA polymerase II transcription regulatory region sequence-specific DNA binding. The transcript has 9 exons. Gene Ontology annotation, biological process: regulation of transcription by RNA polymerase II; regulation of cell population proliferation; G2/M transition of mitotic cell cycle. The coding region runs from base 175 to 1305 and encodes 376 amino acids. Lineage: Eukaryota; Metazoa; Chordata; Actinopteri; Cypriniformes; Cyprinidae. The record is from RefSeq and is a predicted model, not a curated record.
UCAAAAUCUCACCAAAUGUGCACAAGAGUCCCGGGACCCGAGUUUUUCCUUUACCCCCAUCAGAAUACAUUUGAUCACUCAGCACUGCCAGAUUAACUCCAAUAAACCACCGUCUGCACGGCUGCCAUGAGAUGAAGACAGUCCUCAGGCAGGCCUUUUUGCUUUGAGCAAACGAUGAGAGAGAGCCCGAGGAGACCCAUCAUCCUGAAGAGGAGGAAGCUGCCGUUUCAGAAGAGUGAAUCUGAUGCAGGGGGCGAUGAGGCAGAUGGGCCGCUCCGCAAGACCACCCUGACCCCGUCCACCGCCCGCUGCUUCCCUGAUGGCAUCCGGAUGAUGGACCACCCCACCAUACCGGACACUCAGGUGGUGGUGAUCCCGAAAGCAGCCGAUCUGCAGAGCGUCAUCAGCGCCCUGACGGCCAAAGGGAAGGAGUGCGGCCCUCAGGGCCGAAACAAGUUCAUCCUGCUCAGUGGCAGCACCAGUUUGGAGGAGGAAAAAGCCCUCGGGUGUUUAUCUACAAAACCUAGGGAUGAACUUGAGAAAGUGAAAAAGGAGACGGAGUGCUUCCCGCUUGAUGACAGUCUGACAAACAUCCAGUGGCUGGGAAAAAUGAGCUCUGAUGGGCUUGGAUCAGAGUCAAACCAAAAAUGCACCAAGGAGGACAAUCCAAGUGACUGUCAUCAGUCCAAAGCUCCAGAAAAGGAGAAGGACCCUCUGUCUGAGAGACCACCAUAUUCCUACAUGGCUAUGAUCCAGUUUGCUAUCAACAGCAAGAAGAACCGACACAUGACCCUGAAAGAAAUUUACAAUUGGAUCGAAGACCACUUUCCGUUCUUCAGAAAUGUUGCCAAACCCGGAUGGAAGAAUUCCAUACGUCAUAACCUCUCACUGCAUGACAUGUUCGUCCGGGAGACGUCUCCCGAUGGCAAGAUCUCCUAUUGGACGAUUCGACCGGAAGCAAACCGCUGUCUCACUUUGGACCAGGUCUACAAGCCUUUGGUUGACCCAGUGACCCCCACUUGCCCUCAGAUCACACAAGUUGGUUUCAAUCAACAACAGAAGAGAGGUCCUCCGGAGCUGAAGAAAGCCAUACCCGCCACAGAGAGGAAGAUGAAGCCGCUUCUGCCUCGGACUGACUCAUACCUGAUUCCCAUCCAGCUUCCUCUGGGUCAGUCACUCUUCCUGCCCUCCUCCAGUCCCGCGACUCUCGCCACUCCUCCACACGCUCAGAGCUCUUCCACUCCCAGCUCCAGCAGUGCGAGCAAGCGGGUCCGGAUUGCCCCUAAGGAAUAUCUGCAGAUGUAG